AUGGGCACGCCGCUGACGGCGAUCCCGGACCACAUCCAGGAGGAGAUCUUCCUCCGCUUGCCUACCGCGGCCGACCUCGCCCGUGCCUCCGCCGCCUGCAUCUCCUUCCGCCGGCUCGCCACCGGCCGGUCCUUCCUCCGCCGCUUCCGCCGCCUCCACGCCCCGCUGCUCCUCGGCUUCCUCCAGCGCGACCACUUCGUCCCAGCCCUACCACCUCACCCCUCCGCGCCCGCCGCCCGCGCCCUCGCUCUCGCCGCCGACUUCUCCUUCUCCUUCCUCCCAUCCCACUGCCGCUGGAUCGUGCAGGACGUCCGCGACGGCCGCGUCCUCCUCGGCCGCAGGUUUGGAAAGGACGACCCGUCUCCGGUCUUCCGGGAGCUUGUGGUGUGCGACCCCUUGCACCGGCGGUACGUCCUGCUUCCACCAUUUCCGGACGACCUGGCCCAUUGGGUGGAGCACCAGGUCUACAACCCUUUCAAACCUUUCCUCCUCCCCGUCGCCGAGGAGGAGACGGAAGAGACAGCAUUCAGAAUCAUCUGGAUGGCGCAUUGCAGAACUAAGCUGGCCGCGUUUGUCUUCUCUUCCAGCACCGGAAAAUGGCAAGAAGCCACCAAGAGCGGGCCGACUGGUUUGGUCCUUGACAGGGGCGACUCGGCCAUACUGUCACGGAUCCACCCUCAUUUUCUCAUGCGCCAUUAUGCCUAUGGCUGCUUCUACUGGGACUGGCUUGUGACCGGGAGCAGAAAGUUGCUCAUGCUUGACACCAGGAGGAUGGAGUUCUCCUUUGCCGACCUCCCACCCGGAGAGUGGAGUAAACGUGUAGCCAUUGUGGAGGCAGGGGAAGGCAGGCCUGGGAUUUUUGGGUUCCAUGGUGAAAUUGCAUCUGAUCUCAGCUAUGCCAUUGCGCAAAAUACAGGCGAGAGUCCGAACCAGUGGCAAAUGUUGAAGACAAUAUCACUAGACCCUGGAUACAUAUAUUCUAUCGAUGCUGCAACGGGAAGGUACUUGCUAUUGGUAAGGACGGUGGCCUCUUCUCUAGGGAAUUUGGUAGAGAAUUCACUCGUCGAAUAUUUCUCAAUGGACGCCAAGAUGUUGCAGCUUCAGAGGGUUUGUACCAAACAAUGCUCGCUUAUGUAUAAUGGGACACACAUAUAUGCCGACUUUCCACCAUCGCUGUUGUCUUCACGGGCAAUAUAA
Messenger RNA from Triticum turgidum subsp. durum (durum wheat), 1197 nucleotides. The record is from the annotation of a GenBank genome assembly. Lineage: Eukaryota; Viridiplantae; Streptophyta; Magnoliopsida; Poales; Poaceae.